Sphenostylis stenocarpa is the source of this 360-nucleotide messenger RNA. The record is from the annotation of a GenBank genome assembly. NCBI's taxonomy places the organism in Eukaryota, Viridiplantae, Streptophyta, Magnoliopsida, Fabales, Fabaceae.
AUGCAUUUCUUUCCUUUCGAGCAGCAAAGAACGGAACUUUCUGGCGUUUGCGUCGACCGACCAACAAAUAAAAGACGCAAGAGUAAAAGGGAUUUACCAAAGCUCGUGAAAGACGUGGCCGCAGAUGGAGACCGAUUGGAGGUCCUCGCUAAUAGGGUUGAGAGGCUCGUGGCAGAUCGAGCAAAUGGUGCCCGCAAAAUGGCCGCCGUCCACCAUCCCGUGCGGUUGGUCGGGAAAGGGAAGGAGAGUGGGCGGCUAGCUCGCGGUGGUCGAACCGGUUUGCAAAAAAUAUGGGGAAAGCUGAUGUUGAUGGUGAAUGGGGAGGGUGAAGUGGAGGUGCGCAAUGAUAGGGUGAGGUAA